AUGACAACUAGUACCACCACAACAUCAAUAACUACCAUAAUGAGCACCACGAGUACCACGAUUACAACAAGCACAACAAGCAGUGCUGCUAUGUCAACUAGCACUACUACGAGUACCACAACGUCAACUAGCACAAUUACAAAUACCACCACUACAAGUACCACAACGACAACCAGUACCACAACAAGCACCACGACAAUAAGUACGAGUGUAAUAACCUCAGCAACUAGUAACACUACAAGCGCAACUUCAGAUAAUACACUAUCACGAGCAAGUAUGGAAGUGUUGUCAACAACAGAGAUGACAAGCGCAGUAAUAGCGAGUAGUUCGAGUGGAGCCACAAGUGAAGCCUCGAGUGAAUUUACUGAAUCAGGGUCGGCAUCGAAUAUAAAUAUUGUUACUUUCACAUAUAGUACAACAAUAGAAUCAACUGAACAAUCGUCUUCUUUAGCGACUUCGAAAAUAAAUACGGAUCAAUCGUCUACUGCGGGUGCAUUUUCAACUGAAGGUGGGACACCGAUGAAGUCUUCUUCGUUUUAUGGGACAGGAUAUACUAGUUCUUACAUUGAUGUUACUGAAAUGAUAUUGAGUGAUACAACUCGUCUGCAAACAUUACUAUCAUCAGUACCUGUAGUGGUUUUCACGUCUACCACAUAUCAUACGACGACCAUUUGCCAUACAUUUCCACGUGAACUCUUCACAUCCAUCAACAGUGAAACAACAAGUUUGAAUACUUUAUCAACUCAGACGACAACGCCUUUCCAAGAUUCUCUGGUGUCUAUAAUUCGUAGUAAUCAAUCGAAUGCAAGCGAAAUUGCUAAUGCUCUAAUUGCAUACUUCAACCAGACAAUAGUAAAUGAAAAAUUGACACCAGAUGACAUCGACUAUGCUGUUUCUCGAUUAAAUAUUAGCGUUAACGUCAGUGUUGAAAACGGGUUAAUUAUGUCACAAAAGCCUUUAAUAGAUAAUAGGAGCCCUAUGAUAGGUGCCGUUUUUCUAACGCAGAGUGGUGGUAAAAUUGUUGUACAGCAGUCUUCUAUUAGAGAUGUCAAUGCAAAUAUUUCUGUGGGUGGUAUUUAUAGUCUCAAAUCAUUCGAUUCUAUUGAUUUUCUCCGAAUAUUGCUGAUCGAUAAGCCUAUUGAAUAUCUAAAUGUGACGGACACGCUGAAUAGAAAAUUGGCAUCAUCUGUUGUAGUAGCCAAUCUUCAAAGCAGUGAUAAGCAGCUUGUAUCAGGCAUGAAUAUUUCCCUCUAUUUCCGCGCUCGGAAAGAUUUCGUUGUAGAUCCAACCAAAAACGUCGAUUUCUUUUGUUCUUUUUACGAUAGCCACACGGCAAGCUGGAAUGAAUCAGGAUGUUCAAUGCCGGUUUAUAAUUCUACUUGGGACCGAUACGAAUGUAAUUGCAAUCAUUUAACUUCAUUUGCUCUUAUAUGGUUGCCGAAAACCUCAGAAAGUGGCAAACUCACUGCUCAGGACAUUGCAUCACUCGUAUUUCAAUCUAUUUCAAUCAUUUGCUUCCUGGCUGUGAUUAUCCAUGUCAUUUAUACUCGAAUCACUAAUUCAGUUAUGAGUCUACAAGCGAAGGAUCUCUUACCACUUGUAUCAACUGCAGUAACGAUGAUUCUAUUUAUUUUUUACAUUGCUCUUACUUUGACUGUGUUUAUGUCACCCGAGUCAAAGGAUUCACAAAUUUGUUUCCUAAAUGCUAGUAUCCUCAUGUUCUUCGUCUAUUUUCUUCUAAUACUUAUGUUUUGUAUUAAAACAAGCGUCGCCUACUUCAAUUAUAUUAACUUUGUACAUCUAUUUCCUCCGGCAUCAUUCAAACAACUAUAUACUUUUCUUAUUACUUCUUUUUUUAUUUCUAUCACAUAUGUUGCAUUUGCUGCUGGCUUUAAUUCGAAUUCAUCUCUGGGAAUCACGCAACUGUAUGCAAUGAAAAUAUGUUGGUUUACUCGUCGUGUUAUUCACUAUUUUGUGACAAUACCGAUUUGUUUGUGUCUUAUAUUGAAUAUAUAUAUGCUUUUGCUCGUUGGUAAGCGGCUAGUUGAUCACCUAAGACGUUCUAAGUCGCCCCAUGGGACUUAUGAACGAAUGAAGCGAUGUGUACUGGUGUUAAUUGCAUCAUGUAUCACUCAAGGUAUUGGCUGGCUUUUUGGACUGUUUUUACCAUUUGUAGAUGAACAAACUGCAGACAUAUUGGGAUGGUUCUUCGUUGUUUUCAACGCUUUUGAAGGCUUUUGGACACUGAUGCUUUAUAUUUUAAUUCAAAGAAUGAGAAUCCAUGAGCAGAGGCGCCUUCUUCCUGCAAGAGCGCUUCAACGCAAAGAAAAAUCGAAAGCUCAGAUGUUGUCGAUUGGUAAACAACACAACAACGAAGAUAUACUCACAAUUAGUCCUGUUCGAAUCGAUUUUUCAAAUAUGCGGAAAAUAUCACCGUCAAUGGAUGGCUCAUUUGAUGCAUUUCAUAAAUUUUCUAUCGUACCAGAGGCUGAUGUUUAA
Rotaria socialis is the source of this 2499-nucleotide messenger RNA. Lineage: Eukaryota; Metazoa; Rotifera; Eurotatoria; Philodinida; Philodinidae. The record is from the annotation of a GenBank genome assembly.